Molecule: messenger RNA, 600 nt
Organism: Capronia epimyces CBS 606.96
Lineage: Eukaryota; Fungi; Ascomycota; Eurotiomycetes; Chaetothyriales; Herpotrichiellaceae
Exons: 1
Coding region: 1-600 (199 amino acids)
Biological process (GO): protein import into nucleus; positive regulation of TOR signaling; COPII-coated vesicle budding
Cellular component (GO): COPII vesicle coat; nuclear pore outer ring
Molecular function (GO): protein binding; structural molecule activity
Source: RefSeq, a predicted model, not a curated record
AUGGUGUCAUGGGCGCCACCGGAGCUAGGAUGUCUGCUUGCCUGCGCCUCGUCCGAUGGCAAUGUCAGCGUGCUCGAGUUCCGGGACAACCAGUGGGCGCAUGUUAUAUUCCCCGCGCAUCCAAUGGGUGUCAAUGCUGUAAGCUGGGCCCCUGCGGGAGCUCCGGGUGCGAUUGCGCGCAAGGACGGCGGCGCGGGGACUCCGCCCGCUCGACGCUUCGUCACCGGCGGCAGCGACAAUGCCGUCAAGAUCUGGGAUUUCAAUACGGCCUCACAGGCGUAUGAGAAUACUGCAGUUCUUCCCCAGGGACACUCGGACUGGGUCCGCGAUGUGACGUGGUCACCUACCUUAUUGUCGAAGACAUACAUUGCCAGCGCAAGCCAGGACAAGACGGUCAAGAUCUGGACCAAUGCCAGCCCGGAUAUGGCGCCGGGAUCGUGGACGCUCGCCAAAACACUCGAGUUCGACGCCGUCUUGUGGCGGGUCAGUUGGAGUUUGAGCGGCAAUAUCCUCGCGGUUAGCGGUGGGGACAACAAGGUCACGCUGUGGAAGGAAGAUCUCAAGGGGAACUGGGAGCUGGUCCGUGAGGUUACAGAAUGA